CGCACGGCCGAUGAACUUCUACACAAUCCCAUAACUGCAUGCCUUGCUCCUUCUGAUCUCUCUCUCUCUCUCUCUCUCUCUCUCUAGAAUGGCGUUAGACCAAGGCCGAUUUCCGGCGAACGAAAGUUUGUCAGAGAAGUUUCUGGCCCAACACAAGGAGAAGCAUUUCACCGCCGGUGAAAUUGUCCGCGACGUCAUCAUCGGCGUCUCUGAUGGCCUCACCGUUCCCUUCGCCCUCGCCGCCGGUCUGUCCGGCGCCGCCGCACCUUCCUCUCUCAUCCUCACCGCCGGACUCGCCGAGGUCGCCGCCGGCGCCAUCUCCAUGGGACUCGGCGGGUAUCUAGCGGCGAAGAGCGAGGCGGACCAUUACUGGCGCGAAUACAAGCGGGAGCAGGAGGAGAUCGUUAGUGUUCCUGACACUGAGGAAGCUGAAGUAUGCGAGAUACUCGCGGAGUAUGGUCUGCAGCCCCACGAGUACGAACCCCUAGUUGCAGCGCUCCGCAGGAAUCCUCAAGCCUGGCUGGACUUUAUGAUGAAGUGA
Molecule: messenger RNA, 541 nt
Organism: Dendrobium catenatum
Lineage: Eukaryota; Viridiplantae; Streptophyta; Magnoliopsida; Asparagales; Orchidaceae
Product: vacuolar iron transporter 1.1-like
Exons: 4
Coding region: 89-541 (150 amino acids)
Biological process (GO): intracellular manganese ion homeostasis
Cellular component (GO): vacuolar membrane
Molecular function (GO): iron ion transmembrane transporter activity; manganese ion transmembrane transporter activity
Source: RefSeq, a predicted model, not a curated record